Molecule: messenger RNA, 2453 nt
Organism: Anarrhichthys ocellatus (wolf-eel)
Lineage: Eukaryota; Metazoa; Chordata; Actinopteri; Perciformes; Anarhichadidae
Gene: rgra
Product: retinal G protein coupled receptor a
Exons: 7
Coding region: 333-1220 (295 amino acids)
Biological process (GO): visual perception; G protein-coupled receptor signaling pathway; phototransduction
Cellular component (GO): membrane
Molecular function (GO): G protein-coupled receptor activity
Source: RefSeq, a predicted model, not a curated record
CUCCUCUCGUCCUUUGACAUUGCUCCGCGGCUGCAUCCUCACCGGGACGCAGAGAUACAAAGGCUUUUUGUGUAACUAAUUGAGGGCUUACUGUUGCGGUGGCUAAAUACGCAUUAAGGGUUGAGGUUUGUGUGGUUAUGUUCAUUAAGACAUUCCUGCACGGAUUGGGGCGACAGAGAGUGCGAGGGCUUUACAUAAUAAAGUGCAUCCUUUUCACGUGAAAUGCCCCUUUAAAAGCGCUCUCCCUCAGCCACAUAGAGGCACAUCGUAAACGAGCGGGUUGGGAGGAGUGAAAGGUCUUUGACACUUUGUUGUAUCAAUUCGACUUCAGGAUGGUCUCGUCUUACCCUUUACCGGACGGCUUCACCGACUUCGAUGUGUUUUCACUGGGAUCUUGUCUGCUGGUGGAGGGUCUGCUGGGCUUCUUUCUAAAUGCGGUGACAAUCGUUGCUUUCCUCAAAGUGAGAGAGCUAAGGACCCCCAGCAAUUUCCUAGUGUUCAGUUUAGCGAUGGCUGAUAUUGGCAUCUCUAUGAACGCCACCGUCGCCGCUUUCUCCAGCUUCCUGAGGUACUGGCCUUAUGGCUCUGACGGAUGCCAGACUCAUGGUUUCCAGGGCUUCGUGACAGCUCUCGCCAGCAUCCACUUCAUAGCCGCCAUCGCCUGGGACAGAUACCACCAGUACUGCACUAGGACAAAGCUGCAGUGGAGCAGCGCCAUCACUCUGGCUGUAUUUGUCUGGCUCUUUACUGCUUUCUGGUCUGCCAUGCCUCUCAUUGGCUGGGGAGAGUACGACUACGAGCCCCUCAGGACCUGCUGCACUCUGGACUAUACCAAGGGAGACAGAAACUAUGUUUCCUAUUUGAUCCCCAUGAGCAUCUUCAACAUGGCCAUCCAGGUGUUUGUUGUUAUGUCCUCUUACCAGUCCAUUGCACAGAAAUUCAAGAAGACUGGCAACCCCAGGUUCAAUCCCAACACUCCUCUUAAGACUAUGCUGUUUUGCUGGGGACCCUAUGGCCUCCUGGCUUUCUACGCCGCUGUGGAGAACGCCACCCUUGUCUCCCCCAAGCUCAGGAUGAUAGCUCCCAUACUGGCUAAGACCUCUCCCACCUUCAAUGUCUUCCUCUACGCUUUGGGAAAUGAGAACUACAGAGGAGGCAUCUGGCAGCUCCUCACUGGGGAAAAGAUUGAUGUGCCUCAAAUUGAGAGCAAGUCCAAAUAAACUAAGCAUGCGAUAAUUACAAACACUUACUGUCAUGGUGGUUUCUUACAGGUACCUAGAUGUUUCUGUCUGUGAUUGUAUGUUGUCUCUUGAACAGUGGUAGCCUUUGGCCCUUGUAAAUAUCCGUCCUAAAUUUGUUGUCCAUUGUUUCUGCAGUUGCGUUUCGUAAAGGAUGUUUUCAAACACAAAUAAGAAUAGGCAUAUUGUAAAAUCAAACGAAAAAACAUUGAGGAUCCAUGUCACCGUUUUUGGAUGGUUGACCUCUGACAGUCGGGAAGGUGUCCUUCCUUGUUUAUGGCGCCUGUCAAUGAAAGUGUGUGCCUGCCACUCUUGUCAUGCUCUGUACCAUCAUAAGUGACCUCUGUAUUCAGAGCACAACUGCACUAAUCCUCUAAACAAGGCGACCAUUCUUCAAUACAGCCCCCACGUCAAGUUAGAGAUUAGUCUAUGGCUGUAGCUUAACUGGACAUGCUUCUGGCCUGCAGAUUUACAUAUGAAAUAAAGACAGAAGUCUCUGUGGCAUAUAAAGGCAUAAAAAGAAAUAAGAGAAGUCAGAAUUAAUCAUUGGUAUUUACUUAACAAUGAGUUUAAAUCAAAAAUACCUGGUUUAGAUUAUGCUUAAUGUUAUUAAAAUCCCUUCGAUGACUCAGACCGAGACUAUUUAAUUUCGCGAUUUAACUAGUGGAAAUAAUAAUGAUAAAUAUUACAAAUAGUGUGUUUUUCUUCACAUAAACAGCAUUACUUUGAAAUGUAUAGUCUAUCCACAGCAUUACAACACACAAUAACAUACUGGUUAUCAUACAAUCAACAUUCUUACAGUAGGUUUCAAAAGCCAAGCAGUCUACUCUCAUGGUAUUACUUAAUGUGAUUUUAGUAUAUAACAGGAUAAUAAUUAAUGUUAUCAACUGACGCAUGAUCAGACUUGGGGUCAGAGUGGAGUGUGUUUCUUUACUGAGUAAUUCCUCACGUUGGAGAUUGAGAUUAUUAUUACAAAAUAUUAAAAAAGACAUUCUUUCACAGCAGUAUAUUAAGCAGUUUACCUGACUUUUACCAGUGACAACAUUAAAGUGAUGCAUAUGGAUCAAUGACUGUAUAUUUGUUUUAGAACUUUAAGUAUGUUUUGUUGUUCAAACUUAUGUACAUUAUAUACCUUUCUAGACUGUGCUAUUGUAGUAAAACUUUUAACUUUUAGCUAAGUAUUUUUCCACCACUGGAUAUGUGCAAUUACAGCAA